AUGCAGCCUCAACCAGGAAAUGCUGAAGCAAGAGUCAAGACAGGCGACAAGAACCCUUCCUACCUUGACAGCGACGGUGUUAGAAUCUUGCAUAAUACCGACGGUCAUAUUCAUUUCUGGCAGCAGUUCCAGCCACUUUUGGCCAAAUACCAGCCGAAAUGCGACCCUCCCAUGCGUCUCGGCGAUGCGCCGUCUAUACGGUUCGAGGAAGCGAAACCGGAAGACCGACGGGAGUAUCUGGACAUGCUACCGAAUGAAGUCGAGGUCAUGAAGAACGCGCAUACCGGGUUUGUCAGCGACAUCAAGGACAACCCGCCGCAACUACACUAUGUCCCCAACACAAGGGGCCUGGUCUCGACAGCAGGAGGUUCAUACUUGCCCGUUCUGGUCAUCUCUCUUCGAAUGCUCAGGAGAACAGGCUCUGAGCUUCCGGUAGAGGUCUUUUUGGCAAAUGAAGAGGAGUAUGAGGAGUAUAUAUGCGAUGUGAUUCUGCCGUCUCUGAAUUCCCGAUGUGUGGUGCUGUCGCACAUCCUCGAUGCCGUCCCCAAGAUCAUGCAGGUCGAGAAAUACCAAUUGAAGCUCUUCGCGAUGAUGUUCUCAUCUUUCGAAGAGAUCCUCUUCUUGGACGCCGACGCCUUCCCGCUAGAGAAGCCAGACAUCAUGUUCAAAAAUGAGCCUUUCAGGUCGAAGAAUAUGGUCACAUGGCCAGAUUUCUGGGCCGACACCGUUUCGUCAUACUACUACGAAAUCGCAUCAAAACCAAAACCUCCAAACACCAUCCGACAGUCGAGCGAAUCCGGCGAGGUGCUCAUCUCGAAGAAAACACACUCGAACACCCUUCUUUUGAGCACAUACUACAAUUUCUGGGGCCCUGAUUAUUACUGGGCCCUGCUAUCACAGGGCGCAGCGGGAGAGGGGGACAAAGAGACAUUCGUGGCAGCUGCGCUGACAAUGGAAGAGCCUCACUACCAAGUCAGCGAGCCCAUCGUCGCCAUCGGCCACCGCACCAAGUCCGGACUGGCUGGGUCCGCGAUGGUCCAAUUCGACCCCGUCGAAGAUUACGCCCUGACACAGAAGGGCCAAUGGCGCGUGCACGGCUCCAAAGCGCCCGCGCCCCGAGCUUUCUUCAUCCACGCAAACUACCCCAAGUUCAACCCUGCCACGAUCUUCCAGGACCAAGCCGUCAACCCGCCCUUCGAGGAUGACGGUAGCUACACGCGCGCCUGGACGAUUCCCGAAGAGGUGGUUGGGGAGUUCCGCACGGAUGUGGAGAAACAGUUCUGGAGGGAGAUCUUGUGGACGGCAUGCGAACUCGAAUCGAAGUUUCGAACCUGGAAGGGCCGGGAGGGUAUAUGCCAGGGAGUCAAAAACUACUGGAACGCGAUGUUCCCCACGCAGCAGGCCAAGACAUGA
Messenger RNA from Aspergillus thermomutatus, 1413 nucleotides. Its product is annotated as alpha-mannosyltransferase. The record is from RefSeq and is a predicted model, not a curated record. Gene Ontology annotation, molecular function: alpha-1,2-mannosyltransferase activity. Gene Ontology annotation, cellular component: Golgi apparatus. NCBI's taxonomy places the organism in Eukaryota, Fungi, Ascomycota, Eurotiomycetes, Eurotiales, Aspergillaceae. The transcript has a single exon. Gene Ontology annotation, biological process: mannan biosynthetic process. Bases 1 to 1413 code for a protein of 470 amino acids.